This is a messenger RNA of Caenorhabditis bovis, 1749 nucleotides long. The record is from the annotation of a GenBank genome assembly. NCBI's taxonomy places the organism in Eukaryota, Metazoa, Nematoda, Chromadorea, Rhabditida, Rhabditidae.
AUGGUUAUCUGCAAAUCAUUCGAGUUGGCCAACAUGUCGUGUACCGACGUUUGCACUGCGAGAAAGAAAGUAGAUUUACGGGUCAGAAUUGGUGUACGUCUUCUUGGCAAAGAAGAGGAAAUAGAUGAAAAUGAAGUUCCACCAGCUGAUGAUCCUGCAAAUCCUCCACAUCCUCGAAUCCGUAAAAACGACAUUAUGUUUGGAUCUGCUGAUGAUUGUUUGAAAUUUUUAGAGGAAUUAGAACCUUCCGAAGAGCUAGCAUGCCUGAAAGAAAAAAUGCGGUAUAUUAUUGUUGAGAAUUGUGACGAGAUUGCCACGAAUGAUUCAUACGCGUUAACUGUUAGCAAAAUUUUGCUCAAUUUUGUGAAUGGUUCUACAACCAUGUUAUUCUUUGCUGACUCUUGCAAACCUAAUCUCGACAUAUCGUUUGCCUUUUUCAAAGAAAUAGUUACAACAAAUGUUUUCUUGGAAUUUGAGGAUGCAACGGAGUUCGACAUUUUUAAGUACAUCAAAUUCCACUUUGUGUCUGAUGAUCGCUUCUUAAACGCCUUGGCUUGCUCACCGAAAAGCGACGCGGAGUUAAAAAAUUUCGAGUGUUCUAAGAAAGUGAUGACAGUACUAAUCCAAAAAUUGGAAUUAUGCAAUUUCGAAGUUGAUCGUUUAACAUUGCAAAGAGCUCAAGAAAGAGGAGGCGGUCGAGCUGAAAAAAUUUUGGUUGUUACUAGCAAUCAAAAAACUGCCAAUUUGGUCGCACUUUAUUUGAAGCACAUCGGUAGAAAUAAGAAAAUUGGAAUUCUCACAAAAAAUAUGGACCGCGAAAGAAUGGAAUAUGUUAAUUUCCAGUACCGCCGAAAUGGGUAUGAUAUCGUUGUGAUCGACUACAAAUCGAUGCACGAUAUUGGGCGAGCAAUUGUAGAUGCGGUUAUUUUAUUCGAUUUGCCUCAAUUUAAAUAUUUUUCAACAUUCAUGGAAGACGAAAUGUUUACGUUAAUGUCACGAAAUGCUGUUAGAUUGAAGCUUCACGUUAUGUUUGAUGAAAAUAAGGAUAUUUUUGCAGUUCCAAAAUUCAUGGCGCUAGACUCUCCGGAUCAAUCGAAAAGUGACGUUCUCAAAAUAAUGAAAUUAGUGCCAGUGAUUGGCAAAGAAAUCAAAUCUUUGGAUCCCAAAAAUCCACAUGAUAGAAUAUUAGUAUACUCUAGUAGAAACAAAAUGUGCCGCAUGUUGGCGUUCAGUUUGGGUCAAGUCAAUUUGAUAUCCAGCAUAUUUGAAAGUAAUUGUCUUUUGGACACACGAGAGGCAUAUUUAAAAGAACAAAAAGAUGUUUGGGAAUCUGGUGCCAAUUUGAUUGCAGUUGCUCAUUCCGAUUUGGAGAAGGAGAAAACGCUCAGACUUUGCCGAAAAAUUUACCUUCUUGACAUUAUUCCAACCGAUCUCGCAAUGAAUCUGUGCGAGAGAAUCAGUAAAUUUGACGGUAACUUCAAAUGCACAGUUAUUCCUAUUUUUACAACUUUCUCCGAACCACAGGAAUACGUGAAUGUUUCGGCGAUAAUGUUGGAAGAGUUGGAUGCAAAUGACGGGAACGAUUUCGAAGAAGAAAGUGACGGGCCAAGUCAUAAAGAAUACAGUAACGAAGCAGCCAAUGCGUUUGCUCAUAUGAAGAUUGUUAUGGAUAGUGAUUGCGAUGAUGAUGAUGAUGAUGGACUUCCGAUAGAUCCCGAUUAUGACGAAGACGAUUUUCCCUACUAUUAA